GGAUUCAGGAACUCCAUUUGUGUUGAUCAGAAGAGGAAAAUGUCCUUUUGAAACUAAAGUCAGGAAUGCACAAUAUGCUGGGUUUAAAGCUGCAAUUGUAUUCGACAAUGAAGAUAGAGGGAUCCUGAUUUCAAUGGCUGGAAAUUCAGUCGGCAUUCAUAUCCACGCUUUGUUCAUUUCAAAGGCUUCAGGAGCGACACUGCAGAAUUAUGCUGGCCGUGCUGAUUUAGAGUUGUGGAUCUUGCCUACCAUUGAUAACUCAGCAAAUAUUAUAAGGCGCGAGCAAUCUCCACUUUCGCAGAUCCGUGAAUUUCAUGGAAUGAGCAGUCAUUUAGUGAAAGCAAUGCCAAGUCUCGAAUUCACAUCGGUCGUCGAAGAUAAUUGCACUUCAACAACAUGUGCUAUUUGCCUAGAAGACUAUUGUGCAGGGGAUAAACUUCGUGUGCUUCCAUGUAGUCAUAAGUUCCAUGUGUGUUGCGUCGACUACUGGCUCACUUCUUGGAGAACAUUCUGCCCUGUUUGCAAGCGAGAUGCAACGGCUGGCAUAAGCAUAACUAAUCUUCCGGCCACCGAGCACACUCCCUUACUUUAUGGUGCAACUCCAACAAUCAGUUCUCGGCCAUCAUCGGUUCAUUCACCUGUUGCAGCAUCUCCAGCGGUUCGUAUAUCUUUAAUGCCUCCACAGUCGCAUUCAAAUUCUCGAUCUCAUUCCUAUGCUAGUUCUCCUUGUUCCCAACCUAUCCGAAUAAUGCCAUUUCAUCUCCGGUCUAAUUCAAGUUUAGCAUCGAGCAUUUCUCGUAUCCCUAACCCACAUAGUUCUUAUGGAUACUCACCAUCUUUGGACCUUAGAAAUUCAUCGUCCCAUAGGUCUCGCUCGCAUCUCACAUCUCCUCAUUCCGUUUAUUCACCUAUCAAUUCGAGACUCCGAUCCUCUUUCAUACCCGGUUCAAGUAAUCCGACCUCCAACAAUCUAGCUGCAUCCUCCAGUAGACAAUCUUACUUGCGACAUUGCACCGAAUCAGAGGCAAGUCUUUCUGCUCUCGCUUCCACAUAUUCUCUACCAGGAUGUUGAUCCAUGCGAUAGCUGCAGUUUCCCCGGAUAGCAAGCAUGAUUUGUGACGAAUAUCGCAAAGUCGACUUAUUGUACGACAAUGAUACCCCCUUUGUGUACAUGUUGAUCGUUCGGUUUAUAUCGUUUUGAUCUCA
Molecule: messenger RNA, 1206 nt
Organism: Zingiber officinale
Lineage: Eukaryota; Viridiplantae; Streptophyta; Magnoliopsida; Zingiberales; Zingiberaceae
Product: receptor homology region, transmembrane domain- and RING domain-containing protein 1-like
Exons: 4
Coding region: 134-1072 (312 amino acids)
Source: RefSeq, a predicted model, not a curated record